UUUCCCUCAUUUCAUCUCAUCCAAGACUAAUAAAUAAAGUAUUUGUGAUAACUCAAAAAAUGGGCUCAUUGAUAGGGCACGUAAUACCAGGUUUUGGUUUCUUUCUUAUUGGUAUUUGGCAUUUGCUCAACCACAUAAAAUUACAUGCUCUGCACCCAAAAUCCUACACUUCUUUGCUAUGGUUCCCAGCACCAAAAAGCAGGUACGCCGAGCUUUUCUUCAUUAUGGGCGGCACCUUAGCCUCCAUAUCAAUGGAACUCUUCAUUGGUCCAUCAAAACACCAACCUCUAGACUCCGAUGGAACCAUUCCUUCUUAUCAUCUCCAUAAUUUUGAACAUGCAAAUAUAUCCCUUACUUUCUUUGUCUAUGCAGUCUUUUCAAUAAUAUUUGACAAAAUCAAUAUCCCUUCAACCACAGCCAAAUAUGGACUCACACAAUUUCUUGCAAUUGUUGCUUUUGGCCAAGAACUUCUUCUCUUCCAUCUUCACUCUACUGACCAUACAGGUCUUGAAGGACAAUACCAUUGGCUUCUCCAAAUUGUCAUUUUUGCAUGUUUAGCCACUACCCUUUUGAGCAUUCCUUUCCCUAAGAGUUUCUUGAACAGUUUUGUGAGAUCUUAUAGUAUUAUGUUUCAAGGAAUUUGGAUGAUGGUCAUAGGUAUUAUGCUUUGGACUCCAGAUUUUAUCCCAAAAGGUUGUUUUUUGAACUAUGAAGAUGGUCAUAAAGUGGUUAGAUGCCAUAAUAAUGAAGCCCUAGAAAGAGCAAAGUCAUUAGUAAAUAUCCAAUUCAGUUGGUAUUUAGUUGGGAUCACAGUUUUUACCGUCUCUCUUUAUUUGGUUUUGGUCAAGAUUUUUCAAGAAAAUGUUGAGUACCUGUCUUUAAUAAACAAAUUUGAGGACGAGGAUUUCGAGGAUGUUGAAGCUCAGAAGAGAAAACUUGGAAGUCAAGGUGAGCCAAAGAUGUUUCUUGAAAUGGGAAAGCAAGAAAAUAAUUAGAGGGAAUGAGAAAAAUAAAAUUGUAUAAAAACGUAUAAAAACGUUGUAUUUUACUAUUUUGAUUUCUGUGGUUUGAUGAGAAUAAUAUUGGUCGUUGGGAGGAUUUGAUUAAUAAAUCUUGUUCAAUAUUGUAAUGUAGUACUUGUUGGAAAAACUAGGUUUCUUCUCAAAAGGGAUCGUCUCUAAUUUUCCUCUUUAUUGUAUACUCCUAUAAAUAAAAGAAGAGUUAAACA
Messenger RNA from Nicotiana attenuata, 1228 nucleotides. RefSeq names its product transmembrane protein 45A-like. The transcript is spliced from 2 exons. The record is from RefSeq and is a predicted model, not a curated record. The coding region runs from base 60 to 995 and encodes 311 amino acids. Lineage: Eukaryota; Viridiplantae; Streptophyta; Magnoliopsida; Solanales; Solanaceae.